Eremomyces bilateralis CBS 781.70 is the source of this 336-nucleotide messenger RNA. RefSeq lists its product as uncharacterized. NCBI's taxonomy places the organism in Eukaryota, Fungi, Ascomycota, Dothideomycetes, Eremomycetales, Eremomycetaceae. The transcript is spliced from 2 exons. Gene Ontology annotation, molecular function: fatty acyl-CoA hydrolase activity. The annotation marks the transcript as partial. The record is from RefSeq and is a predicted model, not a curated record.
UUCGAAUUGACCUGCGAUAAGUCAUUAUGUAAUGCGACUGGAAACCUGCACGGAGGCGCGGUUGCACUCGUGUUCGACAUGUGUACAUCGGCCACGGUUGCGCCGGUCGCGAAGGAGAACUUCUGGGACACGGGUCAUGUCUCGCGGACGUUGAACUACACGUACAUACGACCAGCAUCGGAAGGGUCUGUCCUGCUUGUCGAGAGCGAGAUCGUCCAUCUUGGGAAGUCGAUGGGAAUGGUCCGUGGGGUUAUGAGGCGGAAGGAUAACGGGCUUGUAUGCUACACAUGCGAGCAUGGCGAAGCACGGGUGAUGCCGCCGAAGCCGAGUCUGUAA